AAAAAUAAAAUAUAAAAGCGCCAAGGACGAAGGAUUUGCCUGUCUUGUUUGACGGCACUUCGGCCAAAUAUUUCUUUUCUUUUUGUAUUCAUUUUAUUAAUUAUUCCACAAAGUAUUAUGACACAAGAUCAAGAUGAAAACUCUUCAAAAAGUUCAGACAAUGAACAAUUCUCCGGAAGAAGAAAAUCUGCCGCGUUCAGGAAAGCAAGUUUUCACCCACCUGAAGAGAUAUGGAAUUUAUUUACUGAAUCAGAGACCUGUUGUGAUAUUAUAGAUUAUUUUGAAGCUUUGAAGGUAGCUUUAAAUGUAGAUACUACGUUACAUGGUAUAGAAUUUUACGAAGUUUUAAAAUCAAAGCUAACAUCAUGGAAAUGCCAGUCUCUUUGGGACUUGCUAAAUGCCAGGUUAAAACACAAAGAGUAUAAUAACGGAACCGUUGCCAAAGGUCAUAGUUGUAUAAUAAUUGGAUCUGGUCCAAUUGGUUUAAGGAUGGCUAUUGAAACCUUAUUACUUGGUUGUAAAACUGUUAUUGUUGAAAAAAGAACUGAAUUUACUAGAAAUAAUGUUCUUCACUUGUGGCCAUUUUUACUCACAGAUUUCCGUGCUCUUGGUGCAAAAAAGUUUUAUGGAAAGUUUGGUGCUGGAUGCAUUGAGCAUAUCAAUAUAAAAACGCUGCAAUGUGUUCUACUGAAAAUUGCUCUGAUUCUUGGCUUAGAGAUUCAUGUAGGCGUAACUUUCAAACACCUUGUGGAGCCCACAGAAGAGAAAAAAGCUUGGACAGCCAGCUAUCAACCUGAAAACCACGAAGUGUCAAAAUAUAAGUUUGAUAUUAUUAUUUCUGCUGAUGGAAAAAAGAAUGUUUUGCCAGGAUUUCCACAAAUUGAACUUAGAGGUGCACUUGCUAUAGGUAUUACAUGUAACUUUGUAAACAACAAUACUAUUGAAGAAGCAGGAGUUCCAGAAAUCAGUGGCAUAUCAUAUCAAUAUAACCCAAAAUUUUUUAAUGACAUGGAAGCUGAGUAUGGGGUCAAACUUGAGAACAUUGUUUAUUAUAAAGACGAAACUCACUAUUUUGUCAUGACAGCUUUAAAAUCUAGUUUAUUAAAUCUUGGUGCUAUACGAGAGGAUAUUGCUGACCCCACGUUAUUGUUAGAACCAUCUAACAUUGACAAAGAACGAUUAAUUGAAUUCGCCCGAUAUGCUGUAAACCAUGCAACCAACCAUCAGCUGCCAGAAGAUUUAGAGUUUAAAAAACUGUCAAAUGGAAAUCCAGAUAUAGCAUUGUUUGACUUUACCUCUAUCAAGAAGGCAGCGAAUGCAUCAAGAAUAAUUGACCGAAAGAAUCAGAGGCUGAUGGUUGCUCUUGUUGGUGACAGCUUAAUAGAACCUUUCUGGCCCACUGGAUCUGGUGCUGGUAGAGGGGUGUUAAGUGCAUUGGAUGUUGCUUGGAUGGUUCGGCAAUUUGCUUUGAAAAACCCACCUUUAGCAAUCUUGAGAGAACGUGAAAAUAUUUUUAAGCUUCUUUCUGGUACAACUAAUGAUAGCUUGCAAAAGAAUUAUAAAGACUUCACUAUUGAUCCGAAGACACGUUAUAAAGGAUUUGAUACUAAACGAGUGUCAAACAUGACAUCUUUAAAAGGCCUAUAUGACACUGAUGACAGAGAAAAUGCUGAUUACACCAUUGCCAGUCCUAGUAACGAUGCAAUGAUUCAUAAACCGAUCAGAAAAAGAACAAGUAGUGGGGGAGGUAUUCGUAAAACAAGUACUCACCUUCAUCACCAUGCCAGUAAAACGAAACGUAAAUCUGAUCGUGCAUCAUUAAAAGAUCAAGCCAUAGUUGGAAAUACAAAACAAUUUUGGGAAGAACACAAUCAGAAAAAUGUUGUUGAAAGGGAAAAGUCCUAUGUAUCAAAAAAUAAAAAGUCAGUAACAUCUGUUGGUAGUGAAUCUAGCAUAGAAGAACUAAGUGAACUUGAUGACGAUGUCAUAGAAGAUGCUCCCAUUGUAAAAAAGGGAUUUAAAAGUCCCUUUAAGUCACUAAAACGACAAGCGUCACAGGACAACUCUAAGGUAUUGAAGAGACAGUCAACAAAAGAUAAUUUACAUGGAACCAAGAAAGGUGUUUACCAAGCAAAAGGUGGUGGACUAAAAUCAAAGAAUACAAAGGAGAGGAAAAAUUCAGAGAAAGAAGAAAGAACUCGUACUAAAUCUUUGUCUGAAAAAAGAUCUGGUAGCCAAUCUAAGAAACAAAAGACACCGGAGAAGACUCAAACAAGUGUGAAGACAAACCCUCCAAGACCUGUCGAUCCGCGAAACUUCUUUCGUAAAUGGCUGGAAACUUUAAAGCAGCCAGCAAAAGAAAGUAAACCAAUUGAGGAGGAUUUUCCACAAGCAUUACACGUUGGUUCGCAAACUGCAGCCAUGGCAGUUUUGGCGUUACCAUUAUUGUUUGAUUGUAAUCGGCCUCCAAGAAGGCGUACUACUGAUAUCAAAAUUAAAGAUAUACAAACUGCAAAGGACUCAUUCUUAAAUCCGAACACGUUAAAAGAAACUCAUGAGAUCACAGUUCAAAGGGCUGGAAGUGUUAAAAAUGCCAUCCAAAAGUAUAAAAUGCUCGAACAGAAAGACAAGAAAGAUGACAGCUAUUAUGAUUUCCUUAAAAGACAAAAAAAUAGUGAUCGAACUGAUGGAUCUCAAACAGUUAACAAUGAUGAGGAAGAAGACUUCUCACCAAAAGAUGUUAUUGAUGUAGAGAAAGCCUUACUGCAUGAUGAAAUAGAAGAAUCGAAGCGAUCAAACAUCGGAAAGUCCACAUGGGGUGGGACUGGUACCGAGAGCAGUUUGCAGUUGCAACUGGCUUUGGAAGAAUUCUGUGAUGCACAAACUCCAUUUAACUCAGUUUUAAUGCUUCAGGUUUUAUAUAACAUUCACAAGCGUAUCGAAGAAAAACCUGAAGUUGAUAAAUACUACAGAGUAUACACAAAAGGAGACAUCUUUGAAAGACACGUGUGGCUGUUACAUGGAGCUGAAAAAUACUUAUCGUUUGCUGGAUGGGUGAAGUGUGGUAACUAUAUCAUAUUAUCAAAAGCUUAUCCUGUAAAACAAAGUGUGAAAGUGAUUGAGGAAGUGUUAAGGAAAAAGAAGAAGGCCCAACUUUUGUAUUCUGGAUCAGUCCAGUCACAACCAAAUAAACCCGAUAUCUCUGUUAGGAGAGCGCGCUCCAACGUGGGUGAUUCAACGAUCGACGAGGACGAAGUUGUUGCCUCGUUUACUAGCAUUAGCGGACCUGCCAACGAAACAGAUUCUGCUAUUGGAAGUGGCUUUGAAGAUGACGAUGAAAUCGAAUUACCUCAAAAACACAGACUGCGAAGAGUGGAGUCGAAAGAGCACGUUAUGGGUAACGAAGAAUACAUCGUUAUCGAUUUUAUCGGGAACUUGGAAGUGUCGAGUAGAAAAUCCUCUAAAGUUGAAUCGCCCAAGCUAUCUCUCGAUUCCCCGGAAACGAAUAUGGGUUUAGCCGCGGAGAAAUCUGAUUCGGGUACUUCUGCUUAUGAAGAAGUCUUCUCACCAACGCCAGUAACUGAAGAGAGCGGUUUUCAGUCGGCGGAUAGCAGUGCCCACUUCUCCCCUGUCGAAAAACCGAAAAAGGUUUUCUCUGCUGGUGGAGGAUUGAAACGAGCCAAGAAGGAAAAUCAGGAGAAUCAGCGCACUGAGGAAGCAUCAAAACAAACAAAAUCUAACGACGCUUCCUCUAAUCGUCGAUCUUCUAACCGGUCAAUGUCACCUGAAAGCACCGAUCCACGUUCAACAUCUCCAGAAACUAUUUCGCAUCGCUCAACAUCGCCCGAAACCAUAUCACAAAGGUCAGUUUCACCAGAGACCGUGUCUCAACGCUCAGUUUCACCAGAGACCGUUUCUCAACGCUCAAUUUCACCAGAGACCGUAUCUCAACGUUCCACAUCACCUGAAGUCGAUGGCACAAAAAAAUUGUCGUCCAAGCAAAGUUCGAUGCGUCGUUCACCAAGACAAGAACGCUCGUCGUCGCUUCGUUCGAACGGCAGCGAUACUGGAAAAACAGGUAGCUUGGUGAUGCAGAAUAAACUUUUGUUUGAUCAACAAAUUGCUGAAAACUUGAAGAAAAAAUACCCAAGUACGCAGAGCUUAAACGCUCCGCUCCGGAGAUCACAACUAGAUUUAUCAAACUUUGAGAAACCAAAAACAGAAUACUCAAGAUCUUUUAACGAACGACGCAACCUAGCACCGAAAACAUCUGGUGAAGUUGAUACCUCGGGUAUGGUCGCCGGUGCGUUAGGCAUUUUCGGCGGCGGCAAAGUGAAGUCACGACCUUCGUCAUUUCAACAAAAAGAUGCUGAUAAACCAGUUAUACACCAAUCCGUCGCAAAAUCAAACAGCGCAACGGAACCUGUGAAGAGUACCAAUGCGUCAUCGAAUCCACUUUUGUCUAAUUAUAAAUCAUAUAACGUUACUGCAACUGAUUCGACGAAGAAAAAGAAGUUUCCAUUCCAAAAACACAAAACUGAGAAGAAAGAAGUAAGUAAGAAGAGUAAAAAAAAAGAUGGCAACGUAGAACUUGUUAGCGUGAAAGAUAAUCCUGAAAGUUUUGAAGAAAGAGCGAUAGAUGUUCCUCACGUCAAUGAAGCAACGAAACCUGAGGAGGAGAGCAGCGAUAAAAGGAAGAAAGGGUUGUUUUCUAGGAUGAGAAAAAGUCGAAAAUCUUCAGAUUCUGAUCAUGAAAGGAAAACAUCUGCGGACCUCGACGUGCUCCAAGGUAACGAUAUAAUAGCAGAAAAGGGGGAAGUUAACCAGAUUGAAACUAAUGACACAAAUAUUGAAAACGACGUUCCUAACACAAAUAUUGAUAUUAAAGUCUCGACUGUUUCUGAAAUUUCAACUACAAACAAUGUUGAUUUACCUAAUGAAUUCGUUCCGGAAAAUACUAAAUACUCGUCAGAUGUAGCGUCAGUGUUAGGAAAUAUAAUAGACCGCAACCCGUCCUUCAAUGAUGAACAAAAUAAAGGAUCAACGACAGGGAAAAAGAAACGCUUUGGACUUAAAAAGAAAAAACGCUCAAAUGUUGACAAACAUAAGGACGUUAUCGAAAGCAACGUUUUGACUAAUAAUCCCAGCGAAGGUGAUAACUGGGAACAAAAUGGCGUUAAAGAAAGUAGCAACUCACUCGAUGCCGGUGUUAGCGGAACACCGGCAUCGAGUGAGUUCAACGAGUUCACGUUAAAAAGCGAAUCAAAUAAACUUGACAUAGAACUCUCUCAAAAAGAGAACAAAACAGACAACGGGAAUAUUUCCGACGAUGAAGAAGUCGUAACGGCAGUUAUUCGCACAGACAAACUCAUAUCCGAUUGGUCGUUUGAUACAGAGGAUCUCGAAGAAGAAAUCCAGUCUGAAAUACAUGCGACACAUGAGGAAAGCAUACCAGAAGAGUCGCCUUGUGAAAUCAAGACGCAACCACCAGGAAUAAUCGUAGAAGAACAGCUCCAAGAAAUUAGAAAGGAUAGUCUUCCCGACGUUAAUAUAGCUGGAUUAGCUAACGAGAUAUCCGUGGAUCUCGACACACAAAUAAACAAUAACUCUCCUGAGGCUAUUAGAAAUACCCCAAUUGAACUUAUAAAUAGUGCAUCGAAUGAUGCGACUGCUGAAACCUCUUCGAUUGCAACCAGUGAACUUAGUGCUUCUGUGAAUGGAGGUGACGAUCUUGUAAAUAUGUUGGAUGAAAUCAACAACGACGACUUGGUGAAUAUGUUAGAAGAGGCAAGUAACCAAGACCAAUCGAUGCGAAAAUCAGAUACUUACUCUAUUGACGAGCAACUUGAUGAGCCAGAAAAAGAGAAGAAGAAGAAAAAGAAAUUCCGGUUUCCGUUAAAACGGAAUAAGAAGGAAAAGCAAAAGAAAGACUUAUCAGAAUCUGUACCAGAAUCACUUGACGAUGUAAGCGUAAACAUCCCUGAGAAAAAAUCGAAAAAAUCGAAGCGACCAAAGAGUUUAGAAAUUACAACGGACGCCACGUCUCAGAAAACACCUUCGCGUCCUUCCUCUAUGUCGCAGGAGGAGUUUGAGAACGAUGUUGUGGAUGGGAAAAAGAAGAAGUUGAGUUUCUUUCGAAAAAAGAAGAUUAAAUCAGACAGUAGCUCUCCAAAUAAAGAAGCAUCCUUUAUAGCCUACACUGACAAUUAUCCGUCGACCACUGAUCUGCCGGAAGAAAAAGACGACAACAAAAGCGACACAACGAAAAUCAUGCUCUCCUCCGACGAGUUUACUAUUCCUGAAAAUACUUCUCACACAAAGCACGGGCAUAAAGAAUUCAUUAAAAAUGGCGGAGAGUUGAUCGAAAUCAAAACAUAUGUUGAAAUGGAAUUCUAAGUUUAUCUUCACACCACGUAGAUUAUCAUAUGCUCUGUUUCGAUAGAAUAGAGAUCUGUGUUUUU
Molecule: messenger RNA, 6461 nt
Organism: Hydractinia symbiolongicarpus
Lineage: Eukaryota; Metazoa; Cnidaria; Hydrozoa; Anthoathecata; Hydractiniidae
Exons: 15
Coding region: 118-6396 (2092 amino acids)
Source: RefSeq, a predicted model, not a curated record